Molecule: messenger RNA, 1840 nt
Organism: Cyphomyrmex costatus
Lineage: Eukaryota; Metazoa; Arthropoda; Insecta; Hymenoptera; Formicidae
Product: secretin receptor
Exons: 12
Coding region: 1-1749 (582 amino acids)
Biological process (GO): cell surface receptor signaling pathway; adenylate cyclase-modulating G protein-coupled receptor signaling pathway
Cellular component (GO): plasma membrane
Molecular function (GO): peptide hormone binding; G protein-coupled peptide receptor activity
Source: RefSeq, a predicted model, not a curated record
AUGGAAACACAUAGGAAUGACGUCAUCGACCGAAUGAAGUUGAUGGACGACAGAUUAGAAUUAGAAGCCAAACGUUGCGAUGUUGGAAAUAUAUUGGAACCAGGCUGGUGUCCCGAGAUUUGGGACGGGAUACUAUGUUGGAAUUCGACGGCACCUGGACAACUAGCCAUUCAGCAGUGCGCCUCUUACAUCAUGGGUUUCGAUGCUCGCGCAUUCGCUUCGAAGCAAUGCAUGCUGAACGGCGAAUGGUACUUUAACGCCAAAACUCGCAGCGUCUGGACCAACUUUAGCCAAUGCUACCGAGAGCCGCUAGUCACCGUCCUGAUGAACAUGUCGAAUGUACAAACGAACAACGCUACUCUUAUUAAGAAAUUCUUACCGGUUGUGAAGAUCAUCUCAAAACUGGGCUAUUCAAUCUCGUUGUUUACUCUCAUCAUUGCGUUUUGCAUUUUGGCCACCAUCAAUUUGUCUCCCAUCGGACGUAGGAAAUUACGAUGCCCUCGGAAUAUAUUGCACAUGCACCUGUUCGUCUCGUUCGUGAUGCGAGCGUUCAUGGCGCUACUGAAGGACAUGCUUUUCGUGUCCGGCCUCGGAGUGGCAGAUGCUGUAAUCAAAGUCACCGAGGGUUACUGGCUACUCGAUGAGAAGGAAAGCAAUUGGCAAUGCAAGACAUUCACCAGUCUGUGGCAGUACUUCAUCCUAGCAAACUACUCUUGGAUCUUGAUGGAGGGUGUAUAUCUGCACAAUCUGGUCUUCCUGGCGCUCUUCACUGACGCCAACUCCAGCAUUGUAGGCUACGUCAUUUUCGGAUGGGGUUUGCCAGCCGUAUUUAUCUUACCUUGGGUAGUUACGAGGAUCAUAUUCCAAGAUACAUAUUGCUGGACAACCAACGAGAAGCCUCUCUUGUUCCUUUUCAUACGGGUACCCACGAUGCUCUCUAUUUUGAUAAAUUUUGUGCUCUUCAUCAACAUCGUGAGAGUACUGCUAGUGAAACUCAAAUCUACCAUGUCAGAGGAAACGGAAAGAUAUAAGCGAUGGGCUAGAAGCACGUUGGUCCUAGUGCCGCUCUUUGGGGUUCAUUACGCGUUCUUUAUCUUCAUGUCGUACAGCAUCGGGGUAAACGAAACUGUAGAGGUUGUGUGGCUCGUCUGCGACCAGCUGUUCGCAUCUUUCCAGGGCUUUUUUGUGGCGGUGCUGUAUUGCUUCCUAAACGGCGAGGUGAGAGCUGAGGUAUCGAGAACACUUCGUGGCAUCAAAUGGACACGUCUACGUGGAAUUCGAUGGGGCCAGAGAGCGUCGACGCAUUCAGUUAGUACGUGCAGUUGCAACAACGUCUCGAAAUCAGGUGGUCGUCGGCAUUCAAGAAAGGCCAGGUGGUGGAAGUCGCGCUGGAAGACACCCUCUUGUCUUUACCAGGAUCGCGCUAUUCGUCGAUCCACUCACUCGAUGGCGAGUACACAAGAUGUUGGAACGAGAGGAGGUAGUUUAGCGAGCAGCCGGGGCUAUCUAGAGAUCGCCGGUAAUGGCCAGUCGCCGACGCAGCCGACAACACAGGAUCAUCACGCUCAUCAUACAUCGCCUCUGUGCAGCAAGUGCACACAUCAAUCACUGCUUUCCUUUUGCUCGAUGUCCGAUGCGUCGGGACCGAAUGGCGACAAGAUCCGCGAUCAUCAUCGAUGGAGUGACUCCGAGUGCUGUCAUCUCGCAUACGAGUUGCACAACCUGCAGCAACAUCGCGAACAUCCGUGAUAAUAUCCCACAUUUCACGAUAGGAAAAAAGAACACGUGUCGCUUGUCCCAUAAAUGUUGAACACGUUUAAACGAACGCGCGUAUCGUUUC